AUGGCAUUUCCAGGCACCACCAUCGCCUCCACAACAGAUCUACACAAGAACAACCUUGGCUCUUUUUUCGACAUUCGACGGCAUGGCAUUGUGCGGGAAAGUCCUUCCAUUCGAUUGCAAAAGGCAGCAAAAGAUGGCAACAUUGCUGCUGUAAAACGACUAUUGAAGAAGGUGCCAAAUAUACAGAACCCGGAUCCUGAGACUGGAUACACGACUCUCAUGUAUGCAGCACGAUAUGGACAUGUGGAUUUGGUCGAUUUGCUACUAGAGAUGGGGCAUGAGGAAGAAGUGAUAUCUGUGGAUCACGAUGGUAUCACCGUGUUGAUGAUUGCAGCCAUGUACAAUCACGUAGAGAUCUUUUACAGCUAUGUUUCUCGAUAUCCUGAAUGCAUUCAUGCGAUCAGCAAAAAUGGGUGGACAGCACUACUUUAUGCAGCCAAAAAUGGCAAUGCAGCACUUGUCAGCUAUCUACUUUCGAUUUCAGCGGAUAUUGACCAUGUUGACAAUGAAGGAAAUUCGGCGUUGCAUCAUGCGUCGGCGUGGGGUCAUAGCACUGUGAUGGAAUUAUUGGUGUCUGAAGGAUGCAAUGUAGAUCUUGAAAACAACCAACAAUUUACCGCUGCAGAUUAUGCGUAUUCCUUUGCAGUACAAGAUCAUCUUAAAGAUGUUGCCAACAUGGCCUUCACCGAUCAAUCAUCGCUUUCCCUUUCUUCCUCGUACAAGUCAUCCAUCAUGAAUACACGACCUUAUCCUCCACCCACUGUUGCAUCGACACUUUUAUCCCAUUCAACGCUCAAUGGUUCAGUAGCCAUUUCAAGGGGUCCUUCUUAUGCUGGAUACGAAUCACCUACACCACGUGCAUCCACUUCAUCGUCAUCCGUAGUACCACCGCCACCACCAUCAUCAUCAUCUGCAGCCGUCAAUAGUAUUCCCGUCAAUGCAUCCACGAGCCCUCAUGGACUUCAUUCUUAUAUCACUUCUGCUGCUAAUAGCAGUUCCACAUCCCAUGUUUAA
Molecule: messenger RNA, 1014 nt
Organism: Lichtheimia ornata
Lineage: Eukaryota; Fungi; Mucoromycota; Mucoromycetes; Mucorales; Lichtheimiaceae
Exons: 8
Coding region: 1-1014 (337 amino acids)
Biological process (GO): RNA processing
Molecular function (GO): RNA binding; protein binding; RNA nuclease activity
Source: RefSeq, a predicted model, not a curated record